AUGACCACCAGUACAACUAUCGCUACUGAGAGGGCAGAUAAAAGGACCACUAUGACCACCAGUACAACUAUCGCUACUGAGAUGGCAGAUAAAAGGACCACUAUGACCACCAGUACAACUAUCGCUACUGAGAUGGCAGAUAAAAGUACCACUAUGACCACCAGUACAACUAUCGCUACUGAGAUGGCAGAUAAAACAACCACUAUGACCACCAGUACAACUAUCGCUACUGAGACGACAGAUAAAAGGACCACUAUGACCACCAGUACAACUAUCGCUACUGAGACGACAGAUAAAAGGACCACUAUGACCACCAGUACAACUAUCGCUACUGGGACGGCAGAUAAAAGUACCACUAUGACCACCAGUACAACUAUCGCUACUGAGAUGGCAUAUAAAAGGACCACUAUGACCACCAGUACAACUAUCGUUACUGAGACGACAGAUAAAAGGACCAUUAUGACCACCAGUACAACUAUCGCUACUGAGACGACAGAUAAAAGUACCACUAUGACCAUCAGUACAACUAUCGCUACUGAGAGGGCAGAUAAAAGGACCACUAUGAUCACCAGUACAACUACCGCUACUGAGAUGGCAGAUAAAAGGACCACUAUGAUCACCAGUACAACUACCGCUACUGGGACGGCAGAUAAAAGCACCACUAUGAUCACCAGUACAACUAGCGCUACUGAGACGACAGAUAAAAAUCAAAGGACCACUAUGAUCACCAGUACAACUAACGCUACUGAGAUGGCAGAUCAAAGGACCACUAUGAUCACCAGUACAACUAACGCUACUGGGACGGCAGAUAAAAGGACCACUAUGACCACCAGUACAACUAACGCUACUGGGACGGCAGAUAAAAGGACCACUAUGACCACCAGUACAACUAACGCUACUGGGACGGCAGAUAAAAGGACCACUAUGAUCACCAGUACAACUAACGCUACUGGGACGGCAGAUAAAAGGACCACUUUGAUCACCAGUACAACUAACGCUACUGGGACGGCAGAUAAAAGUACCACUAUAACCACCAGUACAACUAACGCUACUGAGAUGGCAGAUAAAAGUACCACUAUGGCCACCAGUACAACUAGCACUACUGAGAUGGCAGAUCAAAUAACCACUAUGACCACCAGUACAACAAGCGCUACUGGGACGGCAGAUAAAAGUACCACUAUGACCACCAGUACAACUAACGCUACUGAGAUGGCAGAUAAAACAACCACUAUGACCACCAGUACAACUAGCGCUACGGGGACGGCAGAUAAAAGUACCACUAUGGCCACCAGUACAACUAGCGCUACUGAGACGACAGAUAAAAAUAAAAGGACCACUAUGACCACCAAUACAACUAUCGCUACUUGGACGGCAGAUAAAAGUACCACUAUGACCACCAAUACAUUUAUCGCUACUGGGACGGCAGAUAAAAGGACCACUAUGAUCACCAGUACAACUAUCGCUACUUGGACGGCAGAUAAAAGCACCACUAUGAUCACCAGUACAACUAUCGCUACUGGGACGGCAGAUAAAAGCACCACUAUGAUCACCAGUACAACUAUCGCUACUGGGACGGCAGAUAAAAGCACCGCUAUGAUCACCAGUACAACUAGCGCUACUGAGAUGGCAGAUAAAACAACCACUAUGACCACCAGUAUAACUAUCGCUACUGGGACGGCAGAUAAAAGGACCACUAUGACCACCAGUACAACUAACGCUACUGGGACGGCAGAUAAAAGCACCGCUAUCAUCACCAGUACAACUAGCGCUACUGGGACGGCAGAUAAAAGGACCACUAUGACCACCAGUACAACUAGCGCUACUGGGACGGCAGAUAAAACAACCACUAUGAUCACCAGUACAACUAUCGCUACUGGGACGGCAGAUAAAAGCACCGCUAUGAUCACCAGUACAACUAUCGCUACUGGGACGGCAGAUAAAAGCACCACUAUGAUCACCAGUACAACUAUUGCUACUGGAACGGCAGAUAAAAGCACCGCUAUGAUCACCAGUACAACUAUCGCUACUGGGACGGCAGAUAAAAGCACCGCUAUGAUCACCAGUACAACUAGCGCUACUGGGACGGCAGAUAAAACAACCACUAUGACCACCAGUACAAUUUGCGCUACUGAGAUGGCAGAUAAAACAACCACUAUGACCACCAGUACAACUAUCGCUACUGGGACGGCAGAUAAAAGGACCACUAUGACCACCAGUACAAUUUGCGCUACUGAGAUGGCAGAUAAAACAACCACUAUGACCACCAGUACAACUAGCGCUACUGGGACGGCAGAUAAAAAUAAAAGCACCGCUAUGAUCACCAGUACAACUAUCGCUACUGAGACGACGGAUAAAAGUACCACUAUGACCACCAGUACAACUAGCGCUACUGAGAUGGCAGAUAAAACAACCACUAUGACCACCAGUACAACUAGCGCUACUGGGACGGCAGAUAAAAGGACCACUAUGACCACCAGUACAAUUUGCGCUACUGAGAUGGCAGAUAAAACAACCACUAUGACCACCAGUACAACUAGCGCUACUGAGAUGGCAGAUAAAACAACCACUAUGACCACCAGUACAACUAGCGCUACUGAGACGACAGAUAAAAGUACCACUAUGACUACAAGUACAACUAGCGCUACUGAGACGACAGAUAAAAGUACCACUUUGACCACCAGUACAACUAGCGCUACUGGGACGACAGAUAAAAGUACCACUAUGACCAUCAGUAUAACUAGCGCUACUGAGACGACAGAUAAAAGUACCACUAUGGCCACCAGUACAACUAGCGCUACUGAGACGACAGAUAAAAGUACAACUUCGACCACCAGUACAACUAGCGCUACCGAGACGGCAGAUAAAAGAACCACUAUGACCACCAGUACAACUAGCGCUACUGAGACGACAGAUAAAAGUACCACUAUGGCCACCAGUACAACUAGCGCUACUGAGACGACAGAUAAAAGUACAACUUCGACCAGCAGUACAACUAGCGCUACCGAGACGGCAGAUAAAAGAACCACUAUGACCACCAGUACAACUAGCGCUACUGAGACGACAGAUAAAAGUACCACUAUGGCCACCAGUACAACUAGCGCUACUGAGAAGACAGAUAAAAGUACCACUUUGACCACCAGUACAACUAGCGCUACUGGGACGACAGAUAAAAGUACCACUAUGGCCAUCAGUACAACUAGCGCUACUGAGACGACAGAUAAAAGUACCACUAUGACCACCAGUACAACUAACGCUACUGGGACGGCAGAUAAAAGACAACUAACGCUACUGAGACGACGGAUAAAGUACCACUAUGACCACCAGACAACUAACGCUACUGAGACGGCAGAUAAAAGUACCACUUUGACCACCAGUACAACUAGCGCUACUGAGACGACAGAUAAAAAUACCACUAUGACCACCAGGACAACUAACGCUACUGAGACGGCAGAUAAAAGUACCACUUUGACCACAAGUACAACUAACGCUACUGAGACGACAGAUAAAAGUACCACUAUGGCUACCAGUACAACUAGCGCUACUGAGACGACAGAGAAAAGUACAACUUCGACCACCAGUACAACUAGCGCUACUGGAACGACAGAUAAAAGUACCACUAUUACCAUCAGGACAACUAACGCUACUGAGACGGCAGAUAAAAGUACCACUAUGACCACCAGUACACCUAGCGCUACUGAGACGACAGAUAAAAGUACCACUAUGACCACCAGUACAACUAGCGCUACUGAGACGACAGAAAAAAGUACCACUAUGGCCACCAGGACAACUAGCGCUACUGAGACGACAGAUAAAAGUACCACUAUGACCACCAGUACAACUAACGCAACUGAGACGGCAGAUAAAAGUACCACUAUGACCACCAGCACAACUAGCACUACUGAGACGACAGAUAAAAGUACCACUAUGACCACCAGUACAACUAGCGCUACUGAGACGACAGAUAAAAGUACCACUCUGAUCACCAGUACAACUAGCGCUACUGAGACGACAGAUAAAAGUACCACUCUGACCACCAGUACAACUAGCGCUACCGGGACGACAGAUAAAAGUACCACUAUGACCACCAGGACAACUAGCGCUACUGAGACGACAAGUAAUAGUACCACUAUGACCACCAGGACAACUAGCGCUACUGAGACGACAGAUAAAAGUACCACUAUGACCACCAGUACAACUAGCGCUAAUGAGACGACAGAUAAAAGUACCACUAUGACCACCAAUACAACUUACGCUACUGAGACGACAGAUAAAAGUACUACUAUGACCACCAGUACAACUAGCGCUACUGAGACGACAGAUACAAGGACCAUUAUGACCACCAGUACAACUAGCGCUUCUGAGACGACAGAUAAAAGUACCACUAUGACCACCAGUACAACUAGCGCUACUGAGACGGCAGAUAAAAGUACCACUAUGACCACCAGUACAACAAGCGCUACUGAGACGACAGAUAAAAGUACCACUAUGACCACCAGUACAAAUAUCGAUACUGAGACGACAGAUAAAAGUACCACCAUGACCACCAGUACAACUAUCGCUACUGAGACGACAGAUACAAGUACCACCAUGACCACCAGUACAACUAUCGCUACUGGGACGGCAGAUAAAAACACCACUAUGAUCACCAGUACAACUAGUGGUACUGGGACGACAGAUAAAAGUACCACUAUGACUACCAGUACAACUAGCGCUACUGAGACGGCAGAUAAAAGUACCACUAUAACCACCAGUACAACAAGCGCUACUGAGACGACAGAUAAAAGUACCACUAUGACCACCAGUACAACUAUCGCUACUGGGACGGCAGAUACAAGUACCACCAUGACCACCAGUACAACUAUCGCUACUGGGACGGCAGAUAAAAACACCACUAUGAUCACCAGUACAACUAGUGGUACUGGGACGACAGAUAAAAGUACCACUAUGACCACCAGUACAACUAGCGCUACUGAGACGGCAGAUAAAAGUACCACUAUAACCACCAGUACAACAAGCGCUAUUGAGACGACAGAUAAAAGUACCACUAUGACCACCAGUACAAAUAUCGAUACUGAGACGACAGAUAAAAGUACCACCAUGACCACCAGUACAACUUUCGCUACUGGGACGGCAGAUAAAAACACCACUAUGAUCACCAGUACAACAAGUGGUACUGGGACGACAGAUAAAGUACCACUAUGA
Molecule: messenger RNA, 5202 nt
Organism: Mya arenaria
Lineage: Eukaryota; Metazoa; Mollusca; Bivalvia; Myida; Myidae
Product: serine-rich adhesin for platelets-like
Exons: 7
Coding region: 1-5202 (1733 amino acids)
Source: RefSeq, a predicted model, not a curated record